AUGUCGGGUGGCCAUAUAUGCCCAUCGAUCAAGUUGGACAUCUUACACCCGGAUUAUUUGUGUGACCUUAUGAAAAAGAUGCAUGGUUUGGAAACAUAUGGAAAUAAAAGUUUGAUAACGAGCUCCUUGCGUAAUGAUUCUACCAUACAAGACAUACCGGAUUCACAGCGGGACAGAAUCAGACGUCUACUAAACGAGGCUGUUAAAUCGAGAUUCGGUUCCUCUGGCAGAGGCUUAUCAUCAAGUGUGCAAGAAGAGUUGAAUACACUGGAGAAGAAGAAAAGAAUAGCCCAGUCGGUUUUUGAUGAAAUGGUACAAUAUGGCAAACGACUAUUGGAAUGUAUAAGAAUUCUACGGGACGUAAAUAAUGAGGUUCUCACUGUCCCAUCUCUUAAAUCCAACAGUAUAAUUAAAGGAAUGUUUAAAGACAUUCCUUCGCUAUUUCAGCUUCAUGAACAUCUAACCAAGAGCUUUGAAUCUUGUAGUAUUGGAAGCAUUGUAUUGCCCUCUGCUUUUACUAGUGAUAAAGAGACUCAAAUUUUGAACAUUUAUAAGAGUUUCCUCUGUCGCUAUGCACUGAAUUUUCGACCUUUCUCUGAGCUUUACUCCACCAAUGAAGAACUUCAAGAUAUAUGCAAAGGUAUCGUUUCUAAAUCUCAAUAUGAAGAACAACGUAUCCAGAAUGUUCCUGGGAUGUUUUAUGGUGUCAGUACUGCAUUGCCACGUUUCAAGGAUCUUAUAUAUAGACUCAAAGGAGCUUUAUUGCCGAAUGAUCCAGAAUAUGCAAAUAUUACAAAAGCUUGGAAGUUUAUCAAGGAUCUGCUGGAUCGUUCAGAGCAAGAAGUUAUUUUGCAGGAAAAAAUGCUGAAAGCUCGUGAAGCAUUGGGUAAAUUAGAUGGUCUCCGGGUGAAGUAUAUUCAAAUUCCAUUAUUGCAUCUGGAGGGGCCAGCAAAGAAAUUACCACGACGUUCAAUACACAGAAGACUUUUAGAUAGAUAUUUAUUUCUUUUUUCUGAAUAUUUAGUUAUGACUGAGCCUGCUAACGCUGUUGGUCGUUAUCAAGUGAAAUCAGAAAUACGGCUGACUGGAAUGACACUAUGUGAGGUGAAAGAUGAUGAAGAAAUUAAUGUUGAUCAUUGUUUCAGAAUUAAAGCGAAGGAAUUAUGCGUUGAACUUGCCUUCUCAAGCGAAAAUGAGAAACUCCUCUGGUGGAAUGAAUUACAACAGGCAAUCGAUUGUGAAUGUAAUAAACCGAAUAGUAAUAGUUAUGAUGAAAAAAAAACCUUACUGAAUACUAAUAAUUUGGGUGAAGUUGCAGCUCAAUGGGUUAAAGAUGAAUCCUCUACAAUGUGUACAAAUUGCUGUACUGAAUUUACUACAAUUAAUAGACGUCAUCAUUGUCGUGCCUGUGGAAAGUUGUUUUGUGGUUCCUGUUCAGCGUAUAAAGCUCCAUUGGCAUCAUGUGGUGGUAAAUAUCAACGCGUUUGUGUUGUAGAUUACUAUUUGAUCAAUAAGGAUGCUAAACCGCCAACACCUGAAAUUAUGGAGGCCAUAUUACGUCGGACAGAUAAGACAUCUCAACCAGUAAGAACUGGAUUUCUAAUGUGGAGUCAUUUCGUCAGUAACUCAUGGUCUGCUAAACCAUCCAUACGAUUGCCCAAAUCAUCGGUGGAAUAUCGAUCUAUCAACAGAAAUAGUGAAAAGCGGAAAGAAACGCUGCGUGAAAUCCAUCUUGUAGACUCUCUCGAUUCAAAUUCUUCUGCAAAUGAUGUAUCAAGUCAAAAUGGUCCUAGUGAAGGAGAAUCUCAACAGGCUUCUUUUUCAUCAUCAUCUAAUGUUAGCCAACCAAUGGAAUCUGUUAACCUUGAGUCAUCUGUUAAUUCUAAGUCGUCGACAUCAUCAUCAGCGUGCCUUACACGUUUAUUUUGUGUCCUACAAACGGAUACUUCUUUCUCAUUUUAUGCUGCACGUGCUGAUACGCGUGCAGUGAAUAAAAUAACUGUCAUUGGUUUACGACUCUUUUAUUUGGAUGAAGAUUCGCCUAACAAACCAUCAGAUGACGUCAAUAUCUCAGCAAAUCAAUCCCUACCAUGUGGCAAAUCUCAUAGUUUCGAUAAUUCAUCGCCAUUAUUGAUGAAUACAGAAGCUUUAGUGGAUCCUGUUAAAUUAUCAAAAGGUGACUGUCCAAAUUUCUCUCGUCAAGGUAAUCCAAUCUACAGAAAUUUUAAACCUCCUCCACAUGCUCGUAAUAUUUUAGGACAUAAUACCUCUGUCGAGUCUUCUAAUCUUUCACUUAUUGCCACCUUAUCAAAAUCACUGACUCAUACUCAUGUAAAAUCUCUAUCAGAGCUUGCAUUAUCUAGUAGACUGUCAAAUCGAUCCACACAAUCUUGUCGAGAACGAUUAUCUACAGAAAAUCAUGAAAAUUCUUCACAAAAGACAUCAGAAAAUCAAGAUAUUGCUGCUAAUGGUACGUUAACGGAUAAAGAUAUUGUAAAGCAUUUGGAUUCAGUCAGUCCUGAGAUCUUAAGUCUUCUACGUAACAAUUUGGGUUUUCUUUUACUACCAUUAAAUACUGACCGGCCAGCUCAUUACUUCGAGGCAGCAACAGUUGAAAUUAGAACUCAAUGGAUUAAUUCUAUUCGUCGGGUUUGCGUUGAUUUCAUGUCGUGA
Trichobilharzia regenti is the source of this 2673-nucleotide messenger RNA. Lineage: Eukaryota; Metazoa; Platyhelminthes; Trematoda; Strigeidida; Schistosomatidae. The record is from the annotation of a GenBank genome assembly.